Molecule: messenger RNA, 1193 nt
Organism: Ruditapes philippinarum (Manila clam)
Lineage: Eukaryota; Metazoa; Mollusca; Bivalvia; Venerida; Veneridae
Product: mitochondrial import inner membrane translocase subunit Tim9-like
Exons: 3
Coding region: 84-455 (123 amino acids)
Cellular component (GO): mitochondrial intermembrane space chaperone complex
Source: RefSeq, a predicted model, not a curated record
AUAUUUAUAAACAUCAACACGUGCAAAAGCUGUCAAAGUCAAAUAAUUUAGAAAGUUGGAUUUGUUAAGAACUCUCUAUAAAAAUGAGCGGGUUAAUAGGUGCCGAUGAACAGAAUGUGAGAAAUAUGAAAGAUUUCCUGGAGUUAUAUAAUAAGCUGACAGAAAUGUGUUUUCAACGCUGUAUCACUAAUUUCAAUAACAGGGGUCUUUCAACGGAUGAGAAUUCUUGUGUUGGUGGUUGUGUGGACAGAUAUGUUAAGUUUAAUCAGCGUCUAAUGUUGACAUUCAUGGAAUUUCAAAAUGCAAAACAAGAGGCUACAGUGAAAGAAUUAGAGAAAGCUGCCGCUGAAGGAAGGACUCCAAACAUUCCUGGUAUAGCACAGGAAAUGGCUUCACAAGCUGGCACUACUCUACCUGUUUCAGGGAGUCCUCCAACUCAAGAUGUUCAAUCUUGAUUGAAAACUUAUCUGUGUGCUUGAAGCACUUGUGAUAAUCAAAGACUUUGACAGCAUAGUGUAGAUUGUGGCAGAAGCAGGUGCAUAUGUUAAUUCAUAAAGCCUAUACUAUGUAAGGGGAAAUACUCUUAAUAGCUUAAGAAAAAUAUGAAUCAUGGAUGGUCUCCCUUUGUACAGAAAAACUUGUGUACUGGUACUGUUUGCAUGGAUUUCAUAUACAUGAUAUUCAUAUAUUUGAACAAAUAAUUGGAUGGAUGACUUUUUUUUCUGAAUAAUCAUAGUGUUAAUCAAUUUAUGAUAAAUUAUGUUAUAUUAUAUGUUUAUUGUUUUUGAUACUAGAAUUGUUAUUUGCAGGAUCUUUGUGGAAGACCCUGCAAUAUGUCAACACAGUGUUUACACUGCUGACUAUUUAUAUAAAUGUAUAUAUUUUUGUCAUAGACUUUUCAUAAAUUAUGUGAUAGCUUUUACUUACUACAACUGACCUUGAAACAACUUCAUCAGUGCCAUAAACAGUCUGUGUAAAUUGGCAUGUUUUUCUACAUCUUUCUAUUUGACUUUGUUCAUAAAGGUCAUUUUAAUCAAAUUGGAUUUUAAUUUAAGAGAUACAGUUUUAUUGUAAUCCUAAAUCUACACUUAAUAUCAAGUGUGUUUGUUAUAGUGUAAUCAUAUUUUGUUUAUGAUUAAUCUUAUGUAAUUUAUUUUGUACUAUCAAUAUGUAAAUGAAGGUCUAUGAAAUAU